AUGGAAAUAAGUUCGAAAACGGUUGAAGGCACCUGCCAGCAGAUGUGUUCAAGACAGGAGAUGAUAAUGAGAGAGAACGAGGGACUGCUGCAUCUCCUGGAGGUGUUGACAAUUGGUGAUGAUAAUCUGAACAGAAACACAAAGGCGGAUCCUUCUAGAAUUGUGAAACAGUUUUCGAGACCAGCUGCAGGUCGUGCAGAAACAGAUCCAUCAGAUCUUCGGCCUGCCCCGGUUCUCAAAGAAACCGUGACCUACUUGUUUGAAAGCGUUGUCCCGAGGGAUCAUCCGGCAUGGUCCAGUGUUUAUGAGUUUGUGUUUGACCGCUUGAGGGCAGUGAGGCAGGACAUGGUCAUUCAGGACAUCACAGGAACUGAUGCUAUCUGUCUUCUUGAGCAGAUUGUCCGAUUUCACGUUUAUGCCUCAUACAGGCUGCGAGGCUGCGACCUGGCAGUGUUCGACCCAGUCAUUAACAAGCAACACCUGCUGGAGUGUUUAAAGAGAUUGCUGUACUUAUACCAGGUAACGCCUGGUUGUCAUAAUAAUCGAGCUGAGUUUGAAAGUGUGUACUUACUGAGUAACCUUGGCGACACCCAUGCUUUGACCCACUUUCUCGACCUGAAGCCUGAUAUAAG
Candidula unifasciata is the source of this 632-nucleotide messenger RNA. The record is from the annotation of a GenBank genome assembly. NCBI's taxonomy places the organism in Eukaryota, Metazoa, Mollusca, Gastropoda, Stylommatophora, Geomitridae.